CUGGGUCCGCGGGUUCGAAUCCCGGCGCUGCCCGGUGAGGACGGCGCGGGGGGGGGGGGCGGGGGGGGGGUCGCGGCUCACCCCCCCGUGCCGCUGCAGGGGGGACGCGGGGGAGGCGACAAUGUCCACCCCCUUCUCCAACACCACCCUGGGGCUGCCCCCCGGCUUCAGGAGCCUGCUGGAAGGGCUGGCGCUGGAGGUGCUGCAGGCGCAGCCCACCGACGGCGUGGUGCCCUUUGCUGCUCAGCACUUCCAAACGCUGCUGGAGCAAAGAGAGCGGGGCUCGGUUGACCCAGCGGCGUGGGGAGCCUGGCUGGAGGACGAGCUUCUCACCCAGCCCCCUUCCAAAGAGCCGGAGGAGGACGAGGAGAAACAGGACAAGGAUGAGGAGGAGGCAGAAGAACAGGCAGGCAGCGCUGCAUCCACACAGACGGAGGGAGCCUGCACAAAACUGGACGAGGAUAUCCUGGACAUCCCCUUGGACGAUCCCGACGCCAACGCGGCGGCCGCCAAGAUCCAGGCUAGUUUCCGCGGCCAUAUGACCCGCAAGAAGAUCAAAGGGGGGGAGAUCGAUCGGAAAACCAAGGACGCCGAGUGCGCCAACAGCACCCGCGGCGGCGACCUCCGCAACGGCGACUAGGGGCCGCCAGGCGCUCCUUGGACCUCCCUUGCCGUCAAGCCCCCGCCGAGUGCCCUGGACCCCCCAGCUUCGCCCCGCUGCCCCCGCAUGCGCCUCCCGGGGCCCCCCCGCAGCCGGGCCCUGCCCCCGCCCCCGGCUGCCCCCCCCCCUCCCGGCCCCCCCCCCGCCCCAAUAAACGUCCCAGCCAGAGGCCCGGCCUGUCCUUGGCGCCUUUUGAUGUCACCCAGCGGAGCGGUGAGGUCACAGCGGUGGGGAGGUUGGGGGGGGGGGGGGUGUGUGUGAUCCCCCCCCGCAGUGACGUCACGCGUGCGUUGGGUGGCUGGCAUGACAUCACACCAGCAUGAGUGAUGCCGCAUGGGGGGGGGGGGGGGGGUGGGAGGCGGCCCGCGUUGGGCGCUGUGACGUCACUGCUGGCUGUGCAACAGCCGCUGUGACGUCAUACUGGCGUGUAGAGAUGGGGGGGGGGGGGGGGGGAAGGGGGGUGUGAUGUCAUACAGGCGCGCGCCGCGUCACCUCCGACAGGGCGACGGCGAGGGUGGCAGCGCGUGGGCGCGUACGGCGUCACGGGUGGAACAUGUGACAUCAGACGGACACGAGCCCGGCGCUGGGGUCCCUCACGCUCGUCGCGACAUCCCCCCACACCCCCCCACACCCCCCCCCCGUGGGGUGUGCUGUGACGUCACACGGACCCUGUGACACCACCAGGAGGGACGUGGGCCCCACCCUGCCCUAAAUCCCCAUAAAGUCACCCAAAACCGCAGUGCCGGACAGCACGGCCAGCUUUUAAUCAGAAAACCCCUAAAAAAAGUGGUUGGCCCCCCCCCCACCCCGUCACUCUCCUGGCUUUUAAUGCUCUUUUACGAAGAAGCCCCCAUUUCAACUGAGAUACAGAUAUAUAGAUAGAUAGAUAUAAAAAAAAAAAAAAAAAAAAAAAAGAGGACCCCGGGUGGGACCGGGACUAUUUCGGGGUGUUAUAUUUAUGGGGAGACCCGGUCCCCCCAAACCCAGGGAGCCCCCCCAGACCCAGGGAACCUCACGCACCCAUUAAACAACCCCAUGAUGAGUCCA
Messenger RNA from Tyto alba (common barn owl), 1708 nucleotides. Its product is annotated as neurogranin. Gene Ontology annotation, cellular component: membrane. The record is from RefSeq and is a predicted model, not a curated record. Gene Ontology annotation, molecular function: calmodulin binding. Gene Ontology annotation, biological process: binding of sperm to zona pellucida. Lineage: Eukaryota; Metazoa; Chordata; Aves; Strigiformes; Tytonidae. Bases 122 to 640 code for a protein of 172 amino acids. The transcript has 5 exons.